Messenger RNA from Dinoponera quadriceps, 9663 nucleotides. RefSeq lists its product as uncharacterized. The record is from RefSeq and is a predicted model, not a curated record. The coding region runs from base 722 to 8557 and encodes 2611 amino acids. The transcript has 15 exons. NCBI's taxonomy places the organism in Eukaryota, Metazoa, Arthropoda, Insecta, Hymenoptera, Formicidae.
CUUACAGUCGUUAUAGGAACUACUUACCGUCCAUGUUCCAACAUAUAUGAGUAUCCAGCCCCUGGAAUACGGCGUCCGCGAUCCAAGAUGUCCGCAAUCCGGCGAUAGAACGCGUAUAUUUCCCGGGGGGUGUCAACAGAGGAAACGCGGAGUGUUCGCACGGUGCAUAGCGCACGCCGGCUUUUUGUUCGAGGGAUCGAGAGAUUGGCCGAGAUCACGGCGUCGUCCGCGCUCGUGUCCUGCACGCCUGUGAAAGACUCGUGCGUUGCGACUCGAAUGCGCGACGACGACAGCGCGAGAAUCGGCCAGCGAAUAUCGAGGAAGAGGGAGAGAGAGAGAGAAAGACAGAGAGAGAGAAAGAGAGAGAGUGAGAAGGUGAGAGCGGGACGGCGAUCGACAAGCGUCAACUGGUGCUUCGUUUGUGAUUUGUAUUUGCUGAACGCAAAUUCGCUCGCGCAAAUCACGGAACGCAGGCGGCUUGUUUGCCCUGAGGCAUUCCGAGCGGUUGGAGACUCAGGAUUCGACUUCCGCACAAUCCCGACGGCCAGACGAGGUCGGGUCAAAAAACAGGCAUUUUCGCUCGCCACGGUGGAGACGACUCGUAACGCGGUCCAUCUGAAGGUCCGAGUUGGCAAGCACGAGAGUAUCGGUCACGAGCACGUCCCGCAGUAGCAAAUUUAUAGGGAGAAUGCAGUGGAUAUAUAUUUAAGCAAAAAUUAAAAUGUCAAGUGAUAGCGAUCAUACUUGUCCAGUAAACAAGCGCAAAAAACUCGUCAUAACUGAUAGUGAUAACAGCGAUGAGUCCAUCAUUGUACAAACUCGAAGGAGGAAAAAGAUAUAUAGAGUCGUUAGUGAGGAGGAAAGUAGUGAUGAUGAUAGUGAUGUACCCAAACCUGUGAUUAGACGACAAAAAAACUAUAGAGUUAUUAGCGAAGAUGAAUCUAAAUACAAUAGUAGCGCGUCAGAGGCAAAUAAAUCCGCUCGAAUCGAUACAGGUAGUAGCGAUACAUCCGAAUGGCAAAGUGACUGCACUAGUUCUGACGAAUUGGAUAAGGAUUCCAAGAAAUAUAACACUAAGCGCAAGGUUUUACCUAGUUACGAUAGUAGCGCUUCCGAGGCAAAUACAUCUACUCAGAUUGAUAAUAAUAGCGAUACAUCUUCCGAAUGGCAAAAUGAUUGGACUAGUUCCGACGAGUUGAAUAAAAACGUUAAAUAUAAUUCUAAGCGCAAAAUUUUAUCUAAAACAAAAAAGAAGAAAACAGAGUCCGCUCCUUCACCAGUUGUUAUCGAUUCUGAUAAUAGUGACGGACAGUUAGAAAAAUGUCCCAUAUGUCUACUGCCAUUUAGAAAACAGCAAGUCGGUACACCAUCCUCCUGUGUACACUGCUUCUGUUUAGAGUGUUUAUUGGAGUGGAGUAAGAAUAUUAACACUUGUCCUGUGGACCGCCAAGUCUUUACUAUUAUAAAUGUUAAAAAUCAUCUCGGCGGCAAGGUAAUAAAACAUAUACCGAUAGAAGUUGUGCCGCGCCUUGAAGAUCAGGUACAAGAUGAUCCAACAUUUUGCGAAGUGUGUCAUCUAAGUGACAGAGAAGAUCGAAUGUUACUUUGUGAUGGCUGUGAUUGCGGCUACCAUUUGGAGUGUCUAACACCACCAAUGACUGAAGUUCCCAUGGAAGAAUGGUUUUGUCCAGAAUGUUCUCAGAAUAGUCAAAAUGAUGCCGAAGUGGUUGAAAUCGACUUUGACGAGAUCUCGGAUCUUAUGGAGGAAGCGCGGCGCCUCGGUGUCUCAUACGGUCGUACCCGUACUGGAACGAACCCGGAGGGCGGAGCAUCGAUUCCCAGAAUCGUUCCUCGUACUCGCCAUACCGAACGUGUACGUGCCAACAUCCGUAAUCGUACUGUGCGCAACACCAUAACGAAUAUUCAGUUUAUCGAUCCGAGUCAGCCGUCUACGUCGUCCGGUCUCGACUCGAUCGGUGACAAUAGUCGUUCUCCAAAUGCCAAUGUUCAUGCGCGCGAAGUUAACACUUCGUCCGCUCGCCCGAAGAAAACGUCCAAGACUAAAGCGACGAAGAAGAAAAGGAAGAAGAAGCACGAGAAGAAGAGCUCGUCGAAAAAAGGCAGCACUAUGUUGCAAGAAGUGAGAAUCAGGGAGAUCAACGACGACGGCGAAGAGGAGGAGAUUGUGUCGUACGUCAAAGUAACAUCGUCCACGUCAAGGAGGAAGUGUAAGAAAAGAACAAAGAGAACGCGCAAGAGGAGAAAAAACAAACGAUACGCGCGCACCGUAUCAUCGAUGUUGGCCAGUACGCGAACGGUGAAGCGGAGAUUGGCCACCACGCUGGGUAUGAAUAAGCCAAAGUUGGACUUGCCCACCAUGCUCGUGCCCACCUUGCGAAACAACAUCCCGAUAUCCGACAGUACCGCUCUGAGGGUCGCUCGAUACAACGCCGGCAUACCUCGAGUCAGUCUCUUCGGGGACAACCUGGGCCUGGACUACAGCCCGCCCGUGUCGGAGGACGACGAGUACUCGUUCGGGAGCGGUCCGAUGAUCGUGAACGUGCAGCAACGCUCGGCCGUGCCGUCGCUGAGACGUCGCGCCGUCCUCAAGACGAUCCCCAGCUCGGUGAGCGGUGAGAUGACGGAAGACACGAACACGCUGAAUAUUCUGGACGCCAUAAUCAGCAGCCAAGAGCUCUGGCACUCGUCGAAGAAUAGCAACAUGACCUUGAAGGCGGACGGUACGCUGCUGCUGAGCAGCUCGGAGAAGGAGAACAAGCACAGCGUGAACAACAACGAGAGCCCGAAGAAGGAGAAGGAGCAGGUGGUGACGCAGCGCAAGGAGCUCAUCCUGAAGGAGGUCGACACGCCGUUGGAUCUGUCGAACGUGAAUCCCAACAACAUCACGCAGGCGCCGAUGUACAACAACCCGUGCGGCGGCGGGAACCGGGGCAACUUCCGGGGCGGCUACCGCGACAACGGUCGGCACGGCCACCACGGCGGCCAGAGCUACGGAGGCGGCCGGGACUCGAUGCCGCCGGGCAGACACGGUUACGGCGGGGCCGGUCCGCGGGACAGCUUCGGCAAUCGCGACUUCGGCCCGCCGCCCUUCUACAACCCGAGCUUCGAGCACUGCGGCGGCCCGCCGAUGUUCGCCGGCGCGCCCCAACCGCCCUUUCGCAGCCGCAACCCGCAGCAUUUCCGCAACGAUCGGCUGCGAUUUCCACCACCGGCUGAUCGGCCGUUCAACAACUACGCGGCCGACGGCUUCGAGCGGCCGCCUUUCCCCCACACGCAGGACCAACGUUUCCCGAGGCCGAGACUGCCGCCGCCGCUGGGGAUGCCGCCCCCACCCGGCCCUCCGUCCAACCCGGUGGACCCUCUGAACGCGCAACCGACCCGCAACAGUCUGCCCGCGGACGUCGACGUGACGCGGAACUACCAGCCUGAGCGGGGGAACGCGCGCGUCGAGCCCGUGGACUCCCGGCCGGAGAGCAACGACGAUUGCGACAUCUACUGCGACAUCGAGCCGCCGGCGAAGGCCGAUGUUCAGGAGGAGCAUCACGGCAACGGCUCGAUGAUCCUGCUGCCGCCGCCGGAGCCGCCGUCCGGCUUGCUCGACUUCGAGGAGAACUCGCGGAGCGACAAGGACAACGACAGCGAGCAGGAGCUGGUGAUCGACGACAGCCAGAAGGAGGAGCAGAAGAAUCCGAUGCCGAGCGGCGACAAGUACGACCCGUUCGCGGCGGACAGCGACAGCAACGACGAGAACGCGGCGAGGACGCCGAGCGAGGCGUCUCGCAACAACGCGGUGGCCAGCUGCAACAUACCGAUGCCGGCGGCGCCGCCGCCGAGCUGCCCUCCGAUGCUCGCCGAGAGCAGGGAGCCGGUCGUCCGGCUGACCGCGUACGACGACGACGACGACAACGAGUCGCAGUCGGACUGCCCGAACUUCUCCAUCUACUCGUCGCAGACGAUGGACGUCGCCAGGCACACGGAGCAGGAGUUGUCGCAGCAACUGGGGCCCCUGCAGCCGCCGCCGUUGCCGCCCACCAUCCCCGACGACGACGACAUCAUCGUGGGCGACGUGCAGGCGUGCGACCUGCCCGACGCGCCGGAGCCGGCGAACCCGUACUUCGAGGCGCUGCAAAAGGAGCGGCAGAUCCUCAGCAAGAUUCCGCCGAAGAAGAUCUCCCACGACUCGCACCGCGGCAAGAUCACCUUCAAGAUCGGCAACAAGUUGCGGCUGAACAACAGACUGAGCGGCCUGCAGGACGACCUCGCCGUGAACUCGCAGAAUCACCAGGUGACCGACGGUAAAGCAGCCUCGCAGAAGACCGAUGACAAGCCGAAGCAGGACGAAUUGCCGACCUCGCCGAAGAAAGCGCUCGACGAGGAGUCGCAGGACAGAGACGCGGGAAGCGGCUCGAAGCUGCCGGCGGAGUCCCCGGGCAGACCGUCGGUGCUUUUCAACCAGUCGGCGAAGGUGGGCUUCGAGGAAGACGAGGAUGUCGCGACGAAGAUCGCGCGCAAGGCCGAGUCGCCGAAUUGGCGCGACAAGGAGCACCUGCGGGACUGGUCGGACGAGGAGCCCGCGAGGAAGGAAGAGGAAAAGUGCGACACGUCGUCCGGUAAGAAAGACGAGGACGACGAAGCGGAGAAGGCCGUCACGAUGGCGUCGUCCUCCUGGUCGACGUCGUCCUCGCGCUCCCCGUCCCCGAGGAAGCUGGACAGCGAGCCGGCGGUGGAACGAGAGCCUGAGAACUCGCAGCAGGCCGACGACGCGAUCGCCUCGAUCCGCCGUCCGGACGACUCGCGGGGCUCGAGCAGCGACGAGUUCGACGAGCGUCCGCUGAGCGGUAGAGCCGACGGCAAGGCGGACAAUCGCGACAAGUACAAGAAGGACCGAGUGCUCAGCGACGAGGAGCCGAACGUCUCGCUGGACCAGCGGCUGGAGAAGGCGAGUUACUCCGUGGACGACGAGACCGAGGAGCACUUCCCGAUCGAGAAGGACAAGUUGGCGGACAUCCCGACGCCCUGCGUCCCGAUCGACAACAACUGGGAGUCGGACGGCGCCUACACGCCUUGCAAGGACGAGCUGCCUGUGAAGGACGAGGAGACGGCGGCGGCGUCGUCGUCGUUCGAGGACGGCGGUUUGGAGCCGAUCACGCCGACGAAGGACAAGGCGAACGACGACUUGGACGGCUGCAGGACGCCGCCGACGAGCUACGCCGGCCUCGGCACCGAGGACAUCUCCGAGACCGACGAGGCGAUCAACUUCGAGGAGGAGCUGCUGACCGUGUCGCGGAACAAGGAGAUGGAAGACGGCGAGAUCCUGGACGAGAGCAAGUUGAACAGCGCGAAGGAGCAGCGCGAGAAGCAGUCGCGGCCGGAGGAGGACGGCAAGAGGAGGAAGAAGAAGGAGAAGAAGGAGAAGAGCAAGGAGAACACGGAGAAGAACAAGGAGAACAUCUCGUCGGACAACCUGGUUUCGUGGAAGAAGAUCUCCAAGAGCACGAAGGAGCGGCAGUACCGGGACAAGCGGUCGAGGUCGCGCGACAAGGACCGGGAGAAGGAUCGAGAGAGGUCCUCGAGGAAGAAGCUGAAGGAGGUGAGCAAGAAGAAGGAGAAGCGGAAGGAGCUGCCGCGGUACGACGUGAGGAAGAUCGUGGCGGAGAAGCCGCGAGCGUCGCGCAAGGACGAGUACGGCCGGGACAUCCGGGAGAAGACGCGCAGCAGGAGCCGCUCCUCCGGCAAGAUCUCCGGCCCGAAGGAGCGCAGGAGCCGCUCGUACUCGAAGCCGCGCAGCAGGUCCCGGCCGCGGCUCUCCUGGUCCCGAGACCGGCGCUCCUACACCAAGUCGAACUCGCGCAGACGCUCGGUCUCCCGCGGCCGGCGCAAGUCCUCGCGCCGACGCUCCUUGUCCCGACGGCACUCGGUCGCGCGCAGGCGCUCGCGCUCCUUGUCGCGCAAGCGGAGGUCCUCGCUCUCCCCCAGGCGCCGCUCCAGGCGCUCGCUCUCGCGCUCCCGCGACAAGAGGAAGGACAAGGCGAAGAAGUACAAGUCGCGCAGCCGCUCGAGGAACCGCAAGCGGUCGCGCAGCAAGUCGGCGAAGAGGACGACGUCGAAGUCGCGCGACAAGAAGCACGGCAAGAGGAAGCCGCAUAGCAGGUCGCGCUCGAGGGCGGGCGGGAGCUCGCGCGACCGGGAGCGCAACGCCAGCCGGAACUGGCCGGAGCAGCUGAACGAGAAGACCGCGGUGGAGCAGCAGCACAGCGCGGCGCCGGUGGAGUUCCCGCGGGAGCAGCGCUCCUGGAGCGCGCAGUGGACGCCCUCGUGGUCGCACUCGCGCUCCAAGACACCGCCGACGGCGCACAUGCAGCAGGAACCGAUCGGCGCGCGCAACUGGUCGCCGCCGUCGGUCCUCGACAGCGUCUCGCCGAAGAAUCUGACGGUGAUCCUCACGAACAAGGAGGCGAUCAAGAAGAAGAAGAAGGAGCGGAGGAAAGAGAGCCGGAGAUCCAAGUCGGAGUCGGAGAAGCGGCGGAAGGCGAAGCGCAACCGGACGCCGCCGCCCUCGAAGGAGGUGUUCGCUAGCGGCGACAACAUCCUCGUGAGCGUCUGCUUCAACAAGGACAACGAGGCGAAUCCGGCCGCGAUACCGGAGCUCCCGGAAACGAUACCGCUCGUGCCGCCGAUCAAGCGCCGCCGGCGGGACUCCGCACAGACGGAGACCGCGCCGGCGAAGCGCUCGAAGAAGGACAAGAGCAAAGACAAGCGGUCCAAGUCGCCGAAAGCGAAGAAGGACAAGAAGAAGAAGUCGAAGGCGGCGGAGAUCGCGGCGACGAAGAAGCCCGUCGCUGUCAUCGACCUCGACCAGUCCCCGUUCCGCGAGCAGACCCCGUCGCCACGUGACGUAAUCGUGCUGAGCGACGACGACGACAAGCAGGCACAGGAGGCCACCGGUUCGCCGGAGCAGUGCCCCCCGUCGCAGGUGGCGUCGCCGCCGCGCGAACAGUUCGUCUCUCAGGGGCCGAAGACGCCGCCCGAGCCGCAGAUCAAGUUCUCCAUCAACAAGCAGCCGAGCAACCUGCGCCCGUCCCUCAUCAACCCGCUGCUGGAGGAGGAGGAGGAGGAAGAGGAGGAGAUGGAGGAGGAGGAGAUGAUGGACGAGCGUGCCGAGGAGGAGCUGGAGAUGCGCGCGCAGGAGGAGCUGGAGCUGCGUCUCAAGAUCGGGCCGAACACGCCGCCGGAGCCGCCGACCUCGCCGUUGAGCUCGUCGGACGUUUACGACCCCUUCGACCCUACCAAGUCCCGCUCGCCGACGCCGGACGCCAGCCAGGAAGCGACGCCGAACGACGAGCGGGCGCAGCGCAACUCGCCCAGGAAGCACGACACCGCGGACACGCCGUUGCUGCCGGACGAGCCGAGCCAACAGCAGGACCAGCCGAGCCAGGAGAAGCCGCCGGAAAAGCCAAAGAUCAUAUCGAUGGUGACCAUCAAGAGGGCCUCGCCGCCGAGGGACACCGCCUCGCCCGCCCCCGGCGAGAACCAGACCGACAUCAUCGCCCAGUCGUGCAACAGUCCGCCCAAGACCCAACAGAAUCCGCAGAGCGUGCAAUCAACCGCCAAUCCGUUCGCCACCAUCAACCCCGUCCUGGCCACCGUCGCCGCGGCGGUCCAAAGAAGCGCCGUCUUCAACGCCAGCACACCCAACACCGCGCAGAGGACGCUGCUGCAAUCCAGCCGCACCUCGCCGAGCAAUCAGAUAAAGCAGCGUACGAAUGACAGGCCACAGCUGCCGAACAUAUUCACGAAUUCGACGAAAACUACAAUGGUGCGAUCUUCCAAGUCCGCGCAGAAUAAAAACAGCUCGACGAUAGGACAGAACGGGAGCGACGCGGCUGCGGAUAUGGCCAGCGACAACGUCGACAUGUCGUCGCCUUAUUCGCCGGGUUCGACGUUGAGUGACGGUCUCUUCGAUCCUCCUAGUCCUGUCAACUUCAACAGUUCGCCCGUCGCAAACGCACCGCCCGCCGCCACCAAGACCAGUAACAACACGCCGAAGGUCAAUAAGAGCGCGGACAAGAAGGACGCGUUCGACGCGCUCUUCGGCGGGGUACUGCCGCCCGUUAAGACUGCAACCAAAAGCCGGAACAAAAAAAGCAAGGAAAAGAUGAAGAAGUCUACCAACCCUAAAGUUGGCGUACGUAUGGACGAGAACCAACUUCAAAUUCUGGACGAUCUUCCUAGUUCUGCCGUAGAGAUGCAAGUUAAAGACAAGUUCCUUAAGAAACUCAAUCGACAAGAGAGAGUCGUGGAAGAGGUCAAAUUAGUUCUCAAACCCCAUUACACCAAAAAGCACAUCACGAAGGAGGAAUAUAAAGAUAUCAUGCGCAAAGCUGUACCUAAGAUAUGCCAUAAUAAGACAGGCGAGAUCAAUCCCAAGAAGAUUGCGCAACUCGUAGAAGCAUACGUGAGGAAAUGUCGAAACAACAGGAAGAAGACUGCUUCCGUUAAUAAGCCAGCAAAACCUGUGAAGACUCUAUGGAGUUGAUCACGUGACUGCGAUCCUAGCGCAUUAGAAAUUCCUUCGACGUUAGGCCUCUCCUUAGACCGCGCGUAAAACACAUUCUAUCUUCUACUUGGAUGGUAAGUGAGUCAAGCGUUUCUACGUGUACCAUUCUCCAUCAACGCAGCACCGAAAAAGCCGAAUGUGUAUUGUGUGUACAUAUACAUAAUUCAUUAAUUGUAUAAGCGUAUAAUAUUUUUUAUUUAUCUAAAAUAAUUGUUUACAUUUGAAAUAUAAUUAGGAAUCGUAUAAGUGAUUGAUAUUAUCCGGAAGUUUUAAUAUCUACGUACACAUCGCGCAUGCGUAUGUAAUUUGUACACGCGUGUGCGAAGGCGCUCAACGAUGUACGGCCUCGGUUGUGCGUAAAAAGCAAAAAAGUAUCCACGGGCGUACAUUAUUGCGGUGCCUCCUUGAACAUGAGUUCGGAUCGCGAUCAAUCCGAGUUUUUGCAUCAUAUUUAGACAAGAAAAGUAUAAUAUUGUGCGAUAAGGUCAGAUGUUAGUGUGUGGUCAUGUAGUCGGAGUAUAUGGAGUGGGAAUGAAAUGGGAAAUAAGAAGGACAGAUGAGAGGACGCUCAAGCAAUUCGAGUUUACCUACGGAAGAGAGAAAACGGCAGGUCGCGCUGCAGCGAGCUGCGCUGUAAAAUUCAUCGAUUUCUAAUCUUACUGUUACAUAAGCGAAAGUGGCCUCCACGUGGAAAUUACUUUUUCAUGCGAUUUUCAUUUUCAUCGCAACGGAAUGUGCGGCCAUUUCUUUCACUAUAGGCGCAUCCGCCACGAGGAAACGAAUGAUUUUUAUCGAAUCGCAAUGUGCACACAGGUCUGUUGUAGUCUUUAGCGAAUUCAGAUGUAAAUAAAAUGACAAACAUGUAUAAAAUUCCCGGACAUUCUGUGCGCGCCGUGAAGUUGGUUUAGUUGCGUUACACAAUGCGUUUGCUUCAGACACGCGUCUUUAUACGGGAUAUAUCGUCGUUUAUUUGAGAAAACAAAAUGACGAGGUGUUUCUGUAUUGCGUUUCAACUCGCUCGAUCGCAAGAAAUCGAUGUUUAAUAAUCCGUUUAAUAAUUCCAUUUGUGUUAAAAAAAAAAAAAA